AUGGCCCUUCCCAAUUUUGAUGCUCUAAAGGACUUGCACGAUUCGGCCAACGACAUGCUUAAUCACUCACCAGUUGAAAUAGCGCAUCAGGGACAAGAGAAAUGGACUCACGAAGUUUCAGAAACAUCAUUAAGAAUGCUAGACGUUUGUGGCACCACCAAAGAUGUCCUUUUGCUCGUUAAGGAUCAUGUCCAUGACCUCAAAUCCACCUUCAGAAGAAACAGUGUUGGCGAAAAUGCAACUGCAGAAAACAAGUUUGCACCUUAUUAUUGUCACAGGAAGAAGUUGAAGAAAGAAAUGUUAAAGCGCUUGCAUUCCUUAAAGGGGAUGAAAAAUAACAAAUGCAUAGAUUUUUCAUCAUCAUCACUAGAUAACAAAAAUAAUCUUAUGGUGGUUGUGAAUGUGUUAAGAGAAGUAAGAGUUGCAACAAUUUCUAUUUUGGAAUCUUUGAUGUCACUUAUGUCAAUGCCAAGCCCAAAUACAAGGAAAACAAAUAAAGGGUAUUUUGGUUCAAAGUUGAUGAGAGUAAACAGCUUAAGUUCCUGGGAAAAAUGCGACGCGAUGACGCUGCAGUGUGCCAAUAAAAGAUUGGGAGCAGUGGAAAUGGCCAUUGAAGAUCUUGAAGGAGAGCUGGAAUAUGCUGCUUCAUAA
Molecule: messenger RNA, 651 nt
Organism: Nicotiana tabacum (common tobacco)
Lineage: Eukaryota; Viridiplantae; Streptophyta; Magnoliopsida; Solanales; Solanaceae
Biological process (GO): root development; shoot system development
Source: RefSeq, a predicted model, not a curated record